Messenger RNA from Drosophila ficusphila, 3710 nucleotides. RefSeq names its product FACT complex subunit spt16 (gene dre4). Lineage: Eukaryota; Metazoa; Arthropoda; Insecta; Diptera; Drosophilidae. The transcript has 9 exons. Gene Ontology annotation, molecular function: nucleosome binding. Gene Ontology annotation, cellular component: FACT complex. Gene Ontology annotation, biological process: transcription elongation by RNA polymerase II; positive regulation of transcription elongation by RNA polymerase II. Bases 154 to 3519 code for a protein of 1121 amino acids. The record is from RefSeq and is a predicted model, not a curated record.
UUUGCAGCCCUACUGACGCUGGUUCUUCUUCUUUUUCUCGUCGCGCCGCGCAAUUUUUUCGUCCGCCGGAAUUCGCAAAUGCAAAUACACGGAUUUUGAACGCAGUAUCAUCAAAGCAUCAUUUGGAAUUACUGUCACUGACUCGACGGCAAAAUGUCGAGUUUUGUGCUUGAUAAGGAAGCGUUUGUGCGACGCCUAAAGCGCCUUUACACGGAAUGGAGGGCUCCAAGCAUCGGACACGAUGACGCCCUCAGCAAUCUGGACUGCAUCAUGAGCGUCGUGGGUGUCGAAGAGGAUGUCCUGUACUCGAAAUCCAUGGCCCUGCAGCUAUGGCUUUUGGGCUACGAACUGACGGACACUAUUUCAGUUUUUGCCUCCGAUUCUGUAUACUUCCUCACCAGCAAAAAGAAAAUAGAGUUCCUUAAGCAAACCCAGAACAUUACAGAGGAGGGUGUGCCGGAAAUUAAGCUGUUAGUAAGGGAUCGUACGGAUAAAGACAAGGGCAACUUCGAGAAACUCAUUAAGGCGCUGCAAAACUCUAAAAAGGGCAAGCGACUAGGCGUAUUUACCAAGGAUGCGUUCCCCGGGGAAUUUAGCGAGUCCUGGAAAAAGUCUUUGACGUCCUGCGAAUUCGAACAUGUAGACAUCAGCACCAUAAUCGCAUACAUUAUGUGUCCCAAAGAUGAAUCGGAGAUCAACAAUAUACGGAAGGCAUCGCUAGUGUCCAUGGACAUUUUCAACAAGUAUUUGAAAGAUGAGAUCAUGGACAUUAUCGAUUCGGAUAGGAAAGUCAAGCACAACAAACUAUCAGAUGGCUGCGAGGCGGCCAUUGGCGAAAAAAAAUACACCAGUGGCCUGGAUCCCAGAUUACUGGACAUGGCCUAUCCACCCAUCAUUCAAUCGGGCGGUGCCUACAGCCUAAAGUUCUCCGCCGUGGCGGACAAGAAUCCGCUGCAUUUCGGAGUGAUUGUGUGCUCCCUGGGCGCCCGCUACAAAUCCUACUGCUCAAAUAUAUCGCGCACCUUCCUUGUUAAUCCCACCGAGGCCAUGCAGGAGAACUACACAUUUCUGGUAGGUGUGCAGGAGGAAAUACUCAAGCUGCUGGUGCCGGGCACCAAACUGUGCGACGUAUACGAGAAGACGCUGGAAUACGUCAAGAAGGAGAAGCCCAGCCUGGUGGACAAUCUGCCGAAGAGCUUUGGUUUCGCUAUGGGGCUGGAGUUCCGGGAAAACUCGAUCGUAAUCGGACCCAAGUGCCAGGCGCUGCUCAAAAAGAACAUGGUCUUCAAUCUGCACGUGGGCUUUUCAAAUCUUACCAAUCCCGAUGCCACCGACAAGGAGGGCAAGAACUACGCCCUGUUCAUCGGCGACACUGUCCUUGUUGGCGAACAAUCCCCUGCCAGUGUGAUGACCCCGUCCAAGAAGAAAAUCAAGAACGUGGGCAUUUUCAUCAAGGACGACAGCGACGAGGAGGACGUCGACGACAAGAAGGCCGCGAAGGAGGAUCAGGGCACUGAAAUCCUGGGACGAAGCAAGCGUAAUGCCGUGCUGGAAUCGAAGCUGCGAAACGAGAUUAACACGGAGGAGAAACGCAAGGAGCACCAGCGUGAGCUGGCCCAGCAGCUGAACGAGCGCGCCAAAGACCGGCUGGCCAAGCAGGGCAACUCCAAGGAGGUGGAAAAGGUGCGCAAGAACACCGUCUCCUACAAGUCCAUCAGCCAAAUGCCGCGCGAGACAGAGGUCAAGGAGCUGAAGCUGUACGUGGACAAGAAGUACGAGACCGUCAUCAUGCCCGUGUUCGGCAUCCAGGUGCCGUUCCACAUCUCGACCAUCAAGAACAUCUCGCAGUCGGUGGAAGGCGAGUACACGUACUUGCGUAUCAACUUUUUCCAUCCGGGCGCCACGAUGGGUCGCAACGAAGGCGGACUUUAUCCUCAGCCAGAGGCAACGUUCGUCAAGGAAGUAACCUAUCGCAGUUCCAACGUAAAAGAACACGGUGAAGUGGGUGCUCCAUCUGCGAAUCUGAACAACGCUUUUCGGUUAAUCAAGGAGGUGCAGAAGCGCUUCAAAACCCGCGAGGCAGAGGAACGCGAGAAGGAGGAUCUCGUGAAGCAGGACACGCUUAUACUGUCCCAAAACAAGGGUAAUCCCAAGUUAAAGGAUCUGUAUAUUCGACCCAACAUCGUGACCAAGCGCAUGACGGGCAGUUUGGAGGCGCACACCAACGGAUUCCGGUACAUCUCUGUGCGCGGAGACAAGGUGGACAUCCUGUACAACAACAUCAAGAGCGCGUUUUUCCAGCCCUGCGACGGCGAGAUGAUUAUCCUUCUGCAUUUUCAUUUGAAGUACGCCAUUAUGUUCGGCAAAAAGAAGCACGUAGACGUGCAGUUCUACACGGAAGUGGGAGAAAUUACCACGGAUCUUGGCAAACACCAGCACAUGCACGACCGCGAUGAUUUGGCAGCCGAGCAGGCGGAGCGGGAGCUGCGACACAAGCUCAAGACGGCCUUCAAGAGCUUCUGCGAGAAGGUGGAAACAAUGACCAAGUCCGUGGUGGAGUUCGACACUCCGUUCCGCGAGUUGGGAUUCCCUGGAGCACCUUUCCGCAGCACGGUUACUCUGCAACCCACCUCGGGCUCGCUGGUCAACCUUACUGAAUGGCCGCCAUUCGUUAUCACGCUGGACGACGUGGAGCUGGUGCACUUUGAGCGCGUUCAGUUCCAUCUGCGAAACUUCGACAUGAUCUUUGUGUUCAAGGAGUACAACAAGAAGGUGGCCAUGGUCAAUGCUAUCCCCAUGAACAUGCUGGAUCACGUCAAAGAGUGGCUCAACUCCUGCGACAUUCGCUAUUCUGAGGGUGUUCAAUCACUCAACUGGCAAAAGAUCAUGAAGACCAUCACAGACGACCCCGAGGGUUUCUUUGACCAAGGCGGCUGGACUUUCUUGGACCCCGAAUCGGGCAGCGAGGGCGAGAACGAAACCGCCGAGUCCGAGGAGGAUGAGGCAUAUAAUCCCACAGAUGCCGAAACGGAUGAAGAGUCGGACGAAGACUCCGAGUACUCGGAGGCCUCAGAAGACAGCGAAGAAAGCGAUGAGGACCUCGGCUCGGAUGAGGAGUCUGGCAAGGAUUGGUCCGAUCUGGAGCGGGAGGCUGCCGAGGAGGAUCGCAACCAUGAUUACGCCACCGAUGACAAGCCACGCAACGGAAAGUUCGACUCCAAGAAGCACAACAAGAGUUCGAAGCACAGUCGCCGCGACCGUGAAGAGGCUCGAUCGUCGUCGCACAGUAAAAAGCAUAAGUCGAACUCCUCCUCUUCCUCUUCGCAUAUUAAAUCCUCCAGCUCCAAACAUGGCAGCUCAUCUAGCCCAUCGAAAUCGUCCAAGGAUAAGUACCACAGCCGGGACAAGCAUCAUUCCUCCUCGUCGUCCGGACACAAGAGCAGCAGCAAGGAUCGCAAGCGCUCGCGGGACGACAGUCGCGACAAUGGCCACAACAAGUCGAAGAAGUCGCGUCACUAGGGAGCUGUUCCGAUUCCUUUCGAGACACUCCCAGCGUAAUAUGUUUUAACAACUGUUAUCAUUGUCUAUCUGUUAAAAGAUCCUCCCACUCUGAUCCCGAUCCUACCCACUCAUUUUUUCACGCUUCAAAAGUUGUAUUACAAAUUAAAUAUAAUACGAUACAUUUAUGAAAUAAACUAAUGUAAGAUCUA